AUGAGUGAUCCAAAUCCUGCGAAGCAUGAAGCUUCUUUAGCAUUGACACAAGUUCCUUCUGAAGUAGCUCAAAAAGCCGUUGUUGACGAAGAUAUCGUCUCUGACUCUAGAACUGACGAUGCAGACGACCGGCCAAUCGUUCCAAUGACUUGGAGGCUUGUUUCCGUCCUGCUCAUCUGUCUGAUCAGCUUUGGAGCUUCUUGGUCUGCCCGAUUGACAUCGUCACUGAAGAGCACCAUCAAGAAGGAAUUAGACAUCAACAACACACAGUUCGCACUGCUAGAGGCUAGUGAGGAGUUCUUGGUCACAUUAUUGAUGAUGGCCUCUGGCAUUCUGACGGACCGGAUUGGCGGUGCUGGUGCCAUGCUCUACGGAAACUUGAUCAUGACAGCGGGCGCUCUAGUCAUCGCAGGCGCAGCGACAUGCAGGUCCUUUCCGCUCAUGAUCUUUGGCAAAGUCGCUGCAGCGUUAGGAGACAUUGCCACUCAAAUCGCGUAUUACAGAGUUUUUGCAGGAUGGUUUGCACCUGGUGGAGGCUUUGGCACUACCAUAGGUCUGCAGAUCGGCAUUGCGAGAAUUGGCGGUUUUGUUGGAAGCUCCACGGCCAACGUCAUUUCUAAGAAUACCGGAAACUUUGCUUGGGUCUUCUGGAUCGGUGCAUGCGUCGCCUUCUUCACAAACCUGUGCACACUUGUCUUCUUCUUCUUUACGAAAAUUGCACAUAAGCGCUUUCGCCCGCCACCUGAUCCAGCGACCGGAGAGGCACUUGUUGAGAAAAACAGGAAGUUCGACCUUAACAAGAUUAUACAAUUACCUUGGGUCUUCUGGGCGAUUAUGCUUUUCUCAAUGGUGCAGACAAGUUGCUCUAACAUCUAUUCUCAAAAUGCCACUGAGCUUGCUGAGCAUCGUUUUGGAGUUGAUGCUGUGGCGGCUGGUUGGUAUGCCUCUUUGUCGCAGUAUGCCGGCUUUUUCCUCAGUCCCUUGAUCGGAGCUGUCAUCGACACUUACGGCCACCGUGUAACGCAAAUGGCUAUUUGUGGCACUGGCAUGCUAUUAUCGAUGGGACUUAUCAAUUGGGGCACUACGACCAGCAGCGCAGCGGCUUCAUAUGCCUUCUACGCCAUCUUCAAGACUUUCGGCCCUGUGACUAUUAUUGAGGGGAUCCGAACGAGUAUGUGGCAUCAAGAUGUUUUUGGUACUGCUUAUGCUGCCAAGGUGACGAUGAAUAACGCGACUAAUAUCAUCAUCCGCAUCAUCACCGGUGUCAUCCAAGAUGCCGACGAUGGUUCUUACGAUCGAGUUACCAUUGUCUAUGUCUUCCUCGCUACCGCCUCUACCGUUGUAUCUUUAGCAAUGCUGAUCGGCACCUUCUGGGCUCCUGACCUACAAAUCCUGCAAUUCUCACGAAAGCAGCGGAUCUUGCGCGGAGAUAUGAUCAAUGAUCGCAAGGCAAAGAGCCAGGGACCCACUGGCAAGAAGGCUAGGAUGAUUAGCAAGGUCUGUUUUGCUGCGCUGUUCGUGUAUGUGUUGGGAAGCUGGGCAGCUUGGAUCUGGGGCGCUGCGACGGGGAACAAUUAG
Messenger RNA from Fusarium oxysporum Fo47, 1578 nucleotides. RefSeq names its product major facilitator superfamily domain-containing protein. The transcript is spliced from 5 exons. Gene Ontology annotation, molecular function: transmembrane transporter activity. The record is from RefSeq and is a predicted model, not a curated record. Gene Ontology annotation, biological process: transmembrane transport. NCBI's taxonomy places the organism in Eukaryota, Fungi, Ascomycota, Sordariomycetes, Hypocreales, Nectriaceae. Bases 1 to 1578 code for a protein of 525 amino acids.